CCCGGCCGUCGCUCUGCCUUCGCUUUAGUCGUGCUUCGACUGCGGCGCCAAGAACCCGAGCUGGGCCAGCAUCACCUACGGGGUCUUCCUGUGCAUCGACUGCUCCGGCGUCCACAGGUCCCUGGGCGUGCACCUCAGCUUCAUCAGGUCCACAGAGUUGGAUUCUAACUGGAACUGGUUCCAGCUGAGGUGUAUGCAAGUGGGCAGCAAUGCCAACGCGACUGCUUUCUUCCGCCAGCACGGCUGUACUACCACAGAUGCCAAUGCUAAGUAUAAUAGUCGAGCUGCCCAGAUGUACAGGGAGAAGAUCCGGCAGCUGGCAAGUGCUGCCAUGGCCAAGUAUGGCACUGAUCUGCUUAUAGAUGGACUGAGUGGAGCCCCUGGGCACUCCCCUGACAAGAGUGAUGCUGAUUUCUUCAUGGAGCACACACAGUCUUCCAGUACCUGGGAUGUAGCAGAUGGCAGCCAGAAUCCUGCACAGUCUUCCCCAGAGGUGGAAAAAGCAGCGAAGUCAUCAGAAGGCAGUGAAGUGUCGAAUUCCAGCCAAGGCCCAUCUAUUGACUUGUUGAGUACAUCUCCUAAAGCUCCUCUAGAACUUAAAUCCUCCCUCAUUGGAAAGAAGAAGCCAGGAGCUGCCAAGAAAGGGUUGGGUGCAAAAAAAGGUCUUGGAGCCCAGAAAGUGAGCAGCCAGAGCUUCAGUGAGAUUGAGCGGCAAGCCCAGGUGGCAGAGCAGCUGAGGGAGCAGCAGGCAGUGGAAUCCAGGAAACAAGCUGAGGAGUCCAUAGUCACCUCAAUGCGACUGGCUUAUCAGGAACUGCAGCUCUUUUUGAAGAAGGAAGAGAAGAAACUUCAGAACCUUGAAGGGAAGAAGCGUGAACAAGCAGAGAGGCUGGGCAUGGGCUUGGUGUCCAGAAGUUCUGUUUCGCACUCGGUGAUGUCUGAGAUGCAAGUAAUUGAGCAAGAGACGCCGCUGGCUGCAAAAUCUUCCCGCUCCCAACUGGACUUGUUUGAAGAUGCUGGAGGCUUCGCAGCUGGACCCCCCAAGUACAAAUAUAGUCCCUUCUCAUUCGAAGACGCAUUUGGCUCACGAUGGGAAACGGACUCUUCAUGGGGUAUGGACAAAGAGGAGGAACCCGAGGUGACCAUUUCCAGUAUUCGGCCAGUUUCAGAGAGGCCCCCCAGUAGGCGGGAGACGGAGAACAGGACAUCAGUUGUGGAAUCCAAUGAAGCUCGGCAGAAAUUUGCAGGGGCUAAAGCCAUCUCUUCAGAUAUGUUCUUCGGGCGGGAGGCAGAUGCUGAGUAUGAAGCCAGGUCCCGACUGCAGCAGCUCUCGGGCAGCAGUGCCAUCAGCUCUGCGGACCUGUUUGGAGAGGCUGAGAAUGCGCACUCAGGUGGUGUCUCAAUUGGAAAUGUCCUGCCUACAGCUGACAUUGCACAGUUCAAGCAAGGAGUGAAAUCAGUUGCUGGCAAGAUGGCCGUCCUAGCCAAUGGGGUGAUGAACUCCCUCCAGGAUCGUUAUGGCUCAUAUUGAUGACGCAGGGACUGCAACUCACAGGGAAGCCAGCAAGAGGCACUGAUGCCACCUUUGCCUGGAGUAAACUCUGCAGGAUUGUCUUAGUUUGUCUGGGGCGGGUGGGGAGGGGAGAAGGUAAGCAGAGGGGGUCAGGACAUGGCUGUGCCCAGGAUGCUUUCCAAAUAUCUCUGGAUUCCACUCUAUUAAAAUUCAAUGUGCCCUCAUAGCCACUGCUAUCUACUAGCCAGUGGAGACAGGCCUUCUUACAGGAUUAACCUCACUGCUGUAAAAGAGAUGACAGGAAAUCCUGGGCUGCCCUCAUCAGUGCUCCUGUCCUUCUUGGCCCAUACCUUAGCUCACCAAGUGAUAGAGGAAAGGGGAAUGCUAUUUUUCUGAACAUCGUGUUACCUGGUUCCCACGGACAUGACUGGUUUUUUUUGUUCUGCUCUGUGCUCCUGAUCCAUGGUGCUGUGGAGUCCUCUGUGUUUGCAGGGUCUGACUUUUACCAUGGCAUAAUCUUUUUUACUGUCUUGUAAACCAGCAUAUAUUGGUGCAGGAGAAAAAAAUCAAAGCGAAGAUUAUUUUUUUAGCUUCUAAUUACAUCAUCAGCAAAAAAGGCCCAGGUAAAGAAAUACUGUAAAGAUAUUUACUG
This is a messenger RNA of Nipponia nippon (crested ibis), 2165 nucleotides long. The record is from RefSeq and is a predicted model, not a curated record. NCBI's taxonomy places the organism in Eukaryota, Metazoa, Chordata, Aves, Pelecaniformes, Threskiornithidae.